UAGUCAGCAACUGGAAAAAUGCCAGAUUCUGAAAGUAAUUUGGUGUCUUCACAUGUGGAUGUUAUAAAUCGUACUUCAGUCUUGAGUGAAAUGAAAAUUUCAGAUGGAAAGAGAUCUGUUGAAAGAAGAGCAGUGACUCAGAUUGGGAAGAAUGGCUAUCCUGACUCCAUAUACAUAAAUGCAGCUAAGAUUUUCCAGGGCAUUCGUACUGAAAGGAGUUCGGGCAGAAUCCUGGUGCGGUACGGCGAUACCUCCGAACCUCCCGUGGUGGCUUUUAAAGAUGAGCAUUCCAGGCGUGAAUCCUAUGAACUGGCUUUCAGAGCUCUCAAAUAUCAAGAUCUUCUUGAAGAAAUGUUGUUAGAUAGUAAGGUUUACCCAUGCUACUCAAUACCAGAUGAGCUAACCAGCUUGCUUGUUGUGAUGCUUUGUGACCUGCAAGACCGAAAGUUUGAAAAACGAAAGGUUUUUGCUGAAGAGGAACCUGUAGCAGAAGUUCAGGAAAUAGGGCAUUAUUUAUACAGGUAUAAGACCAAACUGGCAGCUGCACUGGCACGAUGUCGCAUUAAAUAUGAUGCUCUUUCAAUUGAAUACUUUGUACCAGAAACUAUAUCAAAGCAGGAACAAAGGACUUCUGCUGUACCUGUCUGUUUUUGGAUAAACACAUUUAAAAUCAGCCUUGAAGAUGUUGUCAGAGAUUUGGAGAUGAAGGGAUUCACAAAGGUUGAAUCUGUGUCAGACUUUGACCAUUACACGUAUGCUGUGGACCAACAUUGCCAUGAUGUAUUGGUUUUUCCUUCCUCUCUUAGAGAAGAACUGCUUAACUUAGAUCUUUUUGCGGAUUGCAAACUCUUACUGCAGGACAAGUCUCGCAGCCUUGCUGUGCACUCUGCACACGCGCUGCUGAGUGAAGGUGGUGACAUUAUAAUGGCUCACAUAGGCUCCCAUCUGACCACUGCCCAUAUGUCAGUGCUGACAAACGACAGCAGCUCCAAAAUUUUUGUUUGUGGUGUGAAAUCUUCGGCAAAAGAAGAAGAACUGAGGAACAAUUUCAGUCACAUGGGAUGUGAAAAUAUUUGGUUGUUACAUGAAGACUUUAUUGAGCUUCAACCAACAGACCCAAGACUUGAAAAGGCAAAAGUUAUUUUGCUGCUACCACAAUGCUCUGAACUGGGUGCUGGCAAUCCAAUGGAGCUUAUUUUAAGUGAACACAGCGAUGCAGGAUUGCUACGAGACCUUUUCCAGGGAUUUGUGUCUGAGGAUAAACUCAGGAUUCUUACUGAGAGGCAGCUUAAUGAGUUGAUUCAUGCACUGAAAUUUAACAAAGUACAAGCUAUUGUUUACUGCACUUGCUCAGUUUACCCAGAAGAAAAUGAACUUGUAGUGAAAAAAGCACUGGAAUCUGGAGUGGAGGGAGAUAAACGACCAUAUAGGCUUAUUCCUUCUAUUUUUUCUACUUGCUCCAAUUCAGAGUCUUCCACUGAAAUGUUUUUCAAAAUAGAGCCAUCAGAAAUUUCCAGUGGUUGUUUCCUAGCUGUUCUAGAGAGAGAGAAAAAAGUGUCUGCGAAAGACAUUUUGGCUUCUGCUGCAGCAAAAGCUCUCCUAGGUGAUAUUGUUGAAGAAAAACCAAAAGAAGAGGUGAAAAAGCCAAAAGUAAAACAACGUAGACGUAAGGCUGCUGCUAGUGAUAGCAAGCCAAAAGCUGCAAAGGACCUUCACCACCACACUGGAGCUAACGUUAAGGCUGAAGUUCCUGUGUCUAAAGCAGCCAGUAAGAUACAAGAAAAGCAGGUGUGCCCCACAAAAGCAGGCAGUAACACUCCACAGAAGACUGUGCAAGGGAAAAAGGCAGCCAGUGACACACCACAGAAGACUGUGCAAGGGAAAAAAGCAGCCAGUAACACAUCACAAAAGACUGUGCAAGGGAAAAAAGCAGCCAGUGACACACCACAGAAGACUGUGGAAGGGAAAAAAGCAGCCAGUGACACACCACAGAAGACUGUGCAAGGGAAAAAAGCAGCCAGUAACACACCACAAAAGAAUGUGCGCCGAACGAAAGCAGCCAGUAACGUAUCUGUGCCUAAAGCAGCCAGUACCACACAGCAAAAGAAAGUGCCCCGAACAGACAGCUGUGUGGAGCUGAAGAAAUCUGUGAACCCUGAUUGACACAGACCCCCACUGAAGGUGCAGAAGCCAACAUCUCAUCUGUCACCUCUGGGCAAGGUGUAUGAGAGACAGACCCUGCUCAAAAGACACGCACAGAACAGGGUUGUACUGAAGGCCCCAACACUCACUUUGCCUUCACUGAUAACACCAUAUGAAAGGUUGUAAUGAAACAAACCCAGUGUAUCAACUUAAUGUGGCUUUCCUGGCCAGACUGGAGCACAGGGUCCAAGUGGUUGGAUAUUUCCACCACCCUGGUUAUGAACCUUCAGACUCUGCCCUCCCAUUGUAAAGAAGAUUCCUAUAUAUUAAUCAAUAGUCGUGAAUUACAGUAUAUACUUAUGGAAGGAUAAUCUGGCCAUGGGAAAGAUAUUUUAUGGGCUAUGUAUAUAGAAAUACCCAUGUUAGAUACUAACUUUUCGUCCAGUAAUCACACUUUAAGUGAAGGGAAUUCAGCUGCCUAAGGCUGAUAGAUUGUUGGGGGAAGUGAGGUCAAAAAAUAUAGCCCCUUGCUAUACACUUUGAAGUGACCAGUUAAAUCAUACACCCAACCCCUCACUGUAUCUAAACCUGUACAGGUAAUCAGUUUCAAAUUGAUGUUUUUAAAGUGAGACUGAAUUUUUUUAAAGUGGCCUUUCUUUACAAGUGCUAGAUACCAUUUUUGUGAGUUUCCACUUAAGACUGAUGCAUAGAAAAUAAGCCUUGUAUUUCUAAAACUAGAUGUGAACUUUUGUACAGGAAACUGGCCAAAUACAUUAAAGCCCAUGCAUAGGCUUUCUAGUGUGUUCUCUUGGUUUCUUCUUAAUUGUGCAUUGAAAUACUAACAGUGAAAAACAGAUAAAAUAUUCUCAUGCUAAAAAACUACUGAAUUGUCGUCAUAAUGUCACAUCAGACUAUGUCAUGGUUCAUAACUGCUUUUUACCAAUUUCUUAGCAUAAACAGUUCUUAGUUGAAAAGAACUGCUACUGUCAAAGCAACAUUUUUACAAAUGUUACCACUAGUCAGCUGAAUAAUGACUGGACAAAGAGUAGCUGCCUGUCUUUGGAAACAGCUGUGGGCCUCUAAGCUACUCCCUUUUGCUAGCAAAGAUAAAAGAACUGUAAAAUAUCUACAGCUGUCUUGUAAUCUGAGUAGAGGAUAAAAGGAGGCACAGAGAUACUUUCAACAAUAAAUCUGAUUUGUAUCUAGAACUUGUAAAAAUGAAAGAGACAGCACAGCAAUACAGAAAGGUAUCUGUGGCCCAGAAAUUUUCCUCUAGGCAACCAUUUCAGAUACUUGGGAAGAGUGUUGCCAGGAACAUCACCACUAUAGUGUGGGAUUUAACCAACUGGACAUACGGGUCUGGAUUUAGAUAAGGCAGAGAAAAUGUUAUAACAUCUCUAUUUUGUCUUCACCUGCACCAGUCAGUGACUGGAUCAGCAGUACCUUUUUAAGAAAGGAUGUGAAUGAUAUUACCCCAGCAGUGUAGACAGCAGGCUUUUGUUCAUCUGAUGAAUAUCCUUGCUUCAUUGAAUCAGUGAAAAUUUCUUAUAGCAUUUUAAUCUGGGCCAGCUGUCCUAUACAAAGACAUCCCUCACCUUCUGCAUAUCCCUGUGAGCAAUCCAUGCUCCUUGCCUGUUCCAGUAACACAAUGAACUUUACUCUUAUUUCUGAACAAACCUGUAAGGAUAGAUUUAGACCCAUACACCUGCCAUGUGCAGAACCAGAAAAAAAAAAUUAUUUCAAAACCAUCUAGGAGAUGGAGAGAUUCUGCAUGUUGGAUGGAAGGAAUGGACACUAUGGAUUUUUUUUUCCCAAUAUGGUUGUUAAAUUCCUGAAAUAAACUUAAGAGAUUCUGCAGUUAAAUAAUGAUUAAAAAAAUAUCAAGAUCUGUAUCAUUCAUUAUUAAAGCUGAAAUUACUUGUAAAACAACAGAAUUUCUGGGCUACUUACCUAAUAUGUGCUGUGAUGUCCCACACUUGGACUCAUCUUGCUUUCAGGAAUUUGCACUUUUGACAUAGUAUGGAGGUUAAACCAGUCAGAAUCUUGAUGUCUUACCAAGAAUAUCAGAGAGUGAAUAUUUCAACUGCAGGUCAGCAGCUUACUUUGUAAGCAUGGACCAUCACAUGGUGGCAACACCUGGGACUGACUUCAGAUGGCUUGUAGGUAGAUGCCUGUAAGAGUCUUUUUACAAUGAAACUGUAUCUUAUGUAACUAUUUUUCUGUAAUCCAGUUGUUUAUUUGUAAUUUUCAACUAGAAACUGUUGAUUCAGAUUUCAUAGUAGUGCUGUUGCCUCUAAACCACCAGUAUGUUUUUCCCUUCCCUCAGCCACCAUUUUGAAAAUAAUUUCGCAGUUUCAUGGAGCAGUAACAGUUGAGACAAUCACUUUAUGCAGCUAAAUUUAUUCUCAGAACAGAUUACAUUUAAAUAUGGAGAAGUGGUCAACAGCAGGGAAAAUUGUCCUUUUUGUUGUCAGUCAUGUACUUUUAUGUAAGACUGGGCUCUGCUAAUAAACUUUGUUGUGUUUC
Molecule: messenger RNA, 4668 nt
Organism: Passer domesticus (house sparrow)
Lineage: Eukaryota; Metazoa; Chordata; Aves; Passeriformes; Passeridae
Gene: NSUN7
Product: NOP2/Sun RNA methyltransferase family member 7
Exons: 11
Coding region: 19-2163 (714 amino acids)
Molecular function (GO): methyltransferase activity
Source: RefSeq, a predicted model, not a curated record